Rotaria sordida is the source of this 1668-nucleotide messenger RNA. NCBI's taxonomy places the organism in Eukaryota, Metazoa, Rotifera, Eurotatoria, Philodinida, Philodinidae. The record is from the annotation of a GenBank genome assembly.
AUGCAACGAUUGUCAUACACGUUUUUCAUAUUAUUAGUGAUAUUUUUAUUAUCUAUAAUUGAAUCUAAAAAAUCCUGCUCAACUUACACUGAAAGAAAAAGUGACACUUCUACAUCAAUCCGACAUAAACAUGGUCUUUUCGAAACUAGACAUUUAAAUUUGCCUGUAGAGAAAUUCAAUAGUCAAUAUCGAAAUUCAAAAAUCGAAUGGAUUCGAAAUGUUACAUAUCAAUCUCCAUUUGUUGCUGUAACAACAUACGAUCAAGAUGUCAUUUUAUCUGAAUAUGAGUAUAAUCCAAUAGGUGGUUUGCGUAUUGCUCGUAUAACACCUAAUAAUAAAGUCGUCUGGAAUCAUACUUAUGAUUUAACACCUCAAUCAUCCAUUGUUAUCGUUCAUAAAUCAUUAGAAUCUAUUUGGUUUGCUCAAUUCUCUCAAUCUACCAAUUCAUCUCAUCUAAUUGGUCUACAUGCAAUAAAUGGAACUGUUCGACAUAAUUUUACUAUAUCAAAUUAUAUAAAAUUUCAAGUAGAUUUAAAAUCUGCACACAUUUGUGCUGUAUCUUAUGAUUAUCUCUGGAAGACACCUAAUUUUUUAUUACAAUGUUUUGAUGCAUCAUUACCUAAGAGACAAUUAUUGUGGACAACUAAUUUAACAAUGGCAGAUAAAGUCAGUACAUUUAAUGUAUUCGUUUCAUCUCCAUCAAUUAAUUCAAAAAUAAAACGUGUAUAUGUAUCAACAAUGCCUGGUUAUAUUUAUCCGACUGGCUAUGGAAAUAAUUCUUUGAUGGGAAUUGAUCUUGUUACUGGAAAAUUAAUCUAUCGAAAUUGGUUAUAUACAGCCGAACAUUGGUUAUCUAUUGGUCAUCCUCUAUCAUCAUCAAAUGAAAAUGGAAUUGUGUAUCUAUCAGGACGAACAUUAAUGGCAUUCAAUGGAGAAAAUGGUACAUUGAGAUUUUUAAGAGCACGACCAGCAACGUAUGACGAACGUGUUGAUAGUGCGAUCAAUGAUACAAGUAUUAUUAAUAUUAAUUAUCUUGGUGAUUUUACAUAUCGACAAAUUUUAUCAUUAUGGGACGGUGAUAAAGGUCAAUUAUUGUGGAAUGUUAGUGUACCGAAUAAUAAUUUCUAUGUAAAUUAUCCAGUAACCACUACCGUUCGUAGACAUGAUCAUUUACAUUUGACUGCACAAGAUUAUUUUAUUAUUGGUCGUUUACCAUCAUCUAAUGAACCAGUUUGGAAAUUCAAUACAUCUGUGGCACAAGGUCGUGUAGCACGUCUUGGUGUUACUAACGAAAGUUUAUUUGUUGUAGUUGUUUACUAUGAACAUCAAGAAUUAUGGAAAAUAUCAUUACCUGAAAUAUUCAUUCAACAAGUGCAAGAAAAAUAUUCAUUUUCAUCGAACUAUACACAAUGUGGUGCCUAUUGCAACAAUUAUACUGAUUGUCUUUUAUAUUCUUGUGGUAAAUGUGUUGAUAAUCGAUGUACUAUACCAGAUUCCUUUCCGACAUCAUGUAUGAAUGAAGGUGAUUGUAAUCAAAUGAUUACAACAUGUCUUAGCGGAUCUUGUAAAACAAUGUGGCCAGAUUGCUUUGGACAAUGUAAUGGUUAUUGGACAAAAUGUUAUUCAAUUGAUUGUUCGCGUUGUGCUGGAUAUGAUUGUCAGUCUUAA